UUCGGAGUAAUGUCAGUUAUUCCAAAAUAUCGCUGCUGUGUAGACAUAGCCCCAGGGUUUCAGGCAGGUGCCUUAGGAUCUGCAGAGAGGAUACGGUGAGCUGGGUUGGGGACUUGCCACAGAGCCUCCCUAGUUCGUAGGCGUGCCUGGGGAAAUCUCCAGGGAAUUGAUGAGUUUUGCAAAUAGUGAGUCAGCAAACAAGCAUGCUAGCACAUAAUCUGUGCUGACACACUCCCUGCCUUUGUUUUGACAACUUUCUGUUCCAUUUGUUCCUUUCUGCUCCUAGUGCUCUAGCAGAUGUACAGCAAGGUGUCUGUAACAGGAGGCAGGUGCCACUGCCUGUCUCUGCUGUUAACAAAAAAUCUCUGCCCAGUUAGAGUGGGAUGAGACUACUGAGGGGAGUGGGGUGACGCUUUUUGGAUCAGAGAAGUGAGAUUUAUAAAGUGCCAAUGGCUAGGUGGCAAGUGUUUGCUGACAGGCAUUUCAUGCUGCUUAUAAUCAUCUCCAUGUGACCUUGCAUGCUGCCCGUUUGCUGCAUCUUGCCUUAUUGAAUGACACUCGCUAUGAAAGGGACUUUUUGUGGGCAUACAUUACCUGGUACCAGGGGCCUUGAUCCCUGCUUGAGAUUGCUCAGCACUCCCACAGUACAAGGUACCACCCUGGUCUGUAACGAACUAGCUGGAUACUGCUCCAUUACAAAUUCAUACAUAUGUUCUUAUCACCCCCAGUUUCCUCCCCUUUGUUAUUUCUAACACUUCAUGUGCCAAGGCUCAGAGAAAUGGGCAUUCCCCUUUUUUUGCUUCAUCUCUAGAAUCUGAAAAAUGAAAGUCAGCUAGUGAUAUCACUUCUGUUUUCUAAGCCAGUUUCACUCCUGAGCUCAAGGCUGCAGUGUAAACGCAGCAGAAGGGUGUGGGUUGGUCUACCUGGGGCUGUCACUUUAAUGCCAGCUUUGUAAAGAUGGGCCUGUUUGCAAGGGGAGAACCAACAGCUUUGCUUUAACAACUGGCUUUUCAAGUCUGGUCAUGGAAGCUAGAGCUCUUUGCAAGGCAAAGCAGGUAUGUCAGUCUGCCCUUAGGGCUGCCUGCAGUUCCAUGUCUCUCCUCUUUGGGGCGCUGUUUUUGUGCAGCCUUGGCACAGGGUCUAGACUUGAGGGGGCCACACCAGUAAACCCAGCAGUGAUGGGGCUGAAGGCAACACCUCCAAAGCCAUGGGGCACUGGAAGAUGCAGGGCAGAUUUAGGGACCAGCAAAGACAGGGUUUUAGCUUACAACAAGGAAGGGGCAGGAAUAGAGGAGCUUGGAAGUGGGAUGAGAAUGCCCACAACAGCCAGAGCCAGGUGCCACAAGGAGAUCCCAGCACUGGAAGAAGCCACUCCAUGCCUAGCCAGCUGCGUCUGCACUUCCAUGGCAGUGAACUGCUCUCGACUGGGGCUGGCAGAGAUUCCUAUGGCACAGCCCUGCUCCUGGAGAGUGACAGUCCUAGACCUGUCCCACAACCACCUGAGCGAAGUCCGAGCAGAGGACCUUGCCGCAUACCCCAGCCUCCAAGUGCUGGAUUUGAGCUACAACUGUAUCCACACCAUAGAGGAAGGAGCCUUCCACCACCUGGGCAGGCUGCAAUCUCUCAAGCUCGUCUCUAACAGCCUUGUGUGCAGCUGCUCCUUGCGCUGGCUCGUGGCCUGGGUGCGAGAAAAGCGCCCGCUCAUGAGUGAUGCAGAGAUGUUCCAUUGCUUCCAGCCAACAGCCUCCAGCAGCAUCGGGCUACUGGAGGCAGAUUUCUCAGCUCUGACCUGUGCGGAUGAUUUUAUCUCCUGUGUGAAGGACCCAGAGACCAUGAGAGACACGGUCCUGCACUACUCCGACCUCCACCCUGGCACGCAGAGUCAGGCCUCCUGCCAUGCGCUCUGCUAUCAAAAGGCACACACCCAUUACGGCCUGGACUUGGAGGACCGCUGCCUGUGUGGAUCACUAGGCAGCAAAGUGGCCAUGGAGUGUGGGAAAGUGUGCUCCAAUGAAAUCCAGAGCCAAGUGUGCAAUAAAACAGUCGUCCAUGCCGUGUACCCUGUCCAGGUGAGUCUCUCGCUCUCUGCUCCUCCCCAUUACAGUCUCCAUGAGGUGAUUGAAUUCACCACAGAGACCCUGCUGCCUGAGACCUUAUAUGCCUGGGACUUUGGAGACGGAGGGCAGCAGUUCUCCAGCAGCGGCCCAAGAGCUCAACAUAUGUAUGCCCUCCCUGGCAACUACGUGGUGGUGGUCAGAGCGCAGGUCGGGGGCCGGUCCGUGCUACACAGAGCUGCUGUCAGUGUGGUCCUGCCUGUGGGGCCAGUGGGCAUAGAGUGCCCCAGGGCAGUGGGAAGAGGAGAAAGCGUCCACAUCUGGAUCCAUAGCCAGCAGGGCACUGACCUCUCUGUCCUCUGGAGGAGGAAGACACCAAGUGGACAGGAGAUGCGGGAUGAGUCAUCUUGCCCGCAAGGUGGACGGCUCCACUUGCAGAAUCUGAACUGCUACUGGCUCAACCCCGCCAAAGAGACCUGGCAGGCUGCAAGGAGGCUCUGCCAGGGGAUCCCCGGUGCAGAUCUGGCAAUUGUACGAACUCAGGAGGUGCAGAGCUUCCUGCAGGAGACUUUCCCUGGCGCUGGCGCAGUGUGGAUUGGGCUCAGCUCCAUGGGUUCCAUGCGCUGGGUCGAUGGCAGCCUGCUGGGCUCGUUCCAGAACUGGGCUCCCGUCGGUCGGCCCGAGGGCAAGGAGAGCUGCGUCCAGAUGCAUCUCCUCGACCCAGGAGGGCUUUGGAGCAGUCGCCCAUGCUCUGCAAAGUCCUCGUUCCUUUGCGAGAGGAGAGCUGGAGCCACUUUGCCCAGCCCAGAUGUGUUCCUGACGGGCGUGCCGGUGUUCAGCGGAGUCUACGAUGUGAGGAACCUCAGCACAGAGCAGCUGCCACCUCUCCUGAACCCCGACGGCAUUGAGCUGAUGCUCUUUCCAGGCCUCUGGUUCAGCCACGCGGGUGCUCUAGUCUCCAUAGACUUCGGGGUGCAAGGGACAAAGAAGCCUGUUCAGGUCCGGUUCCAGAUCCUCCGCCCACGUUGCAACCCCAACCAGCAUUUGGUUCGCCCAGGCUGCGAACUUCUCCACACGCCAUUUGCCUGCUGCCACCCGCAGCUGCUCUGCAACACCACGGGUUGGUGCCCCCGCAGGCAGCAGUGGUGCCCACUGAGAGAAGGCUGCUUGAACAUCUCCAGCCCUUGCAGCUCUUACGCCUUUGAGAACAUGACCUCCAACAUCCUGCCCAUCCCAAGCCCACCACGUUACAGCGGGACCCCACCCGUCUACUCGCCAGUGGCUGACUUACACAUGCUACUCGCUCCUAGCAGCACAAGCAGGCCGCCUCCUCAUGCUGAGGUGCGCCAUCCUUCUGCUUCGACAUGA
Molecule: messenger RNA, 3422 nt
Organism: Pelodiscus sinensis (Chinese soft-shelled turtle)
Lineage: Eukaryota; Metazoa; Chordata; Testudines; Trionychidae
Source: RefSeq, a predicted model, not a curated record